Molecule: messenger RNA, 2734 nt
Organism: Macrobrachium nipponense
Lineage: Eukaryota; Metazoa; Arthropoda; Malacostraca; Decapoda; Palaemonidae
Product: thimet oligopeptidase-like
Biological process (GO): proteolysis; peptide metabolic process
Cellular component (GO): mitochondrial intermembrane space
Molecular function (GO): metalloendopeptidase activity
Source: RefSeq, a predicted model, not a curated record
UCGCCACUGCGGGAGGGGGAAGAAGAGGGAGACACACCACCGAACCAAAUUGCUUUGUAAUAGUGCCAUGAACACAUCGAGUGCCUUCUUCUUCCUCACCAACAUCUGUCGCAAGGCCUCCUUCGUCGCCGCCGCCACCACCCAGCGCCUGCUGAAGAAGAACAACCCCAAUACUCCUCUUCUGUGCCAUCGAAUUAGGUUAUUUAGCGUGAGCACCACAAUGCCAACACCUCAGGGAAUCCAUGGGUUGUAUGAUUUCCGUCGAGCAACUCCAGAAGGUAUAAUCAAAGAAACAGAUGCACUCAUUGCGCAACAGCGAGCUGUUUAUGACCAGAUAGCGGACCUUCCAAUUGAAAAAGUUACCUACGAUAAUGUUAUCAAGCAACUUGCAGAAUUGAUGGCCGAGCGUUCCACCCUAGGAUCGCCACUAGAUUUUCCACAACAUGCGGCAACUGACAAAGAAGUACGUGAAGCUUCAAGUAAGGCAGAGCAGAAGCUUGAAGAGUUUGAUGUGGAAAUGAGUAUGAGAAAAGAAAUAUUUGAUAGAGUGAUAUCAUUUAAGAAAACAGAUGACCUUACAGAUGAGCAGAAGAGACUGGUAGACAAGCUUAUAUUACAUGGAAAACGAAAUGGGCUGCACUUGUCUCAAGAAAUUCAGAGUGAAGUCAAGACUAUUAAAAAGCGGAUGUCGGAACUCAGCAUAAAGUUUCAACGCAAUUUGAAUGAGGACAACACCAAGCUGUUUUUCACAAAAGACGAGUUGGCAGGAAUGCCAGAUGACUUUGUCAAUGAACUUACAGAGGGGGAAGAUGAACUUGAAGUUACUAUGAAAUAUCCCCAUCUAUUCCCAGUUACUAAAAAGUGUCGAGUGCCACGUACAAGACAGUUGAUGGUCACUGCCAGCCAAGCCAAAUGCAUGGAGGAGAAUACUCCUAUACUAGAGGAAUUGAUAACUUUACGUCAGAAGCAAGCAGAUCUUUUAGGGUACCCGAACCAUGCGUCAUAUAUUUUAGAAGAGAGAAUGGCAAGUAAGCCUGAUAACGUGGAAAAGUUUUUAACAAAUUUAUCCGAUAAACUUCAGGUUUUGUGGAAACAAGAAAGAGUUGAUAUGCUCAACCUGAAAAAGGAAGAGUGUGAAAAAUAUAGUUACGAAUACUCUGGUAAGCUCGACUUCUGGGACUUCCGUUAUUACAUGAAUCAGGUAGAAGAAAAAAUGUAUGCUGUGGAUCAAAAUGAGGUCAGACAGUACUUCCCACUGGAGAAAGUAACUUCUGGCCUCCUAGGAAUCUAUCAGACUCUUUUGAGUCUCAAAUUUACUCAGGAACCUGAUGCAGACACUUGGCAUGAUGAUGUUAAAUUGUACCGUGUUAAUGAUGCCAAAACUGAUGAGAAGAUGGGUUACUUCUUUUUAGAUUUGUAUCCUCGCGAUGGCAAGUUUGGCCACGCUGCAAUUUUCCCUCUUCAGCCGUCUUGUGUCAGAAGUAAUGGUGAACGUCAGGUUGCAGUUUGUGCAAUGAUGUGCAAUUUUACCAAACCUACCAAAGAUAAACCAGCUUUAUUGGAUCACUCAGAGGUGGAGACUUAUUUCCAUGAGUUUGGUCACGUCAUGCAUCACAUAUGUUCACGAGCAACUUUUGCCAUGUUUGCGGGUACUCGAGUUGAGAGAGAUUUCUUAGAAGCACCAUCACAGAUGCUGGAGAAUUGGGUUUGGGAGAAAGAGCCUCUGUCUCUCAUGUCAGCCCAUUAUCAGACUGGAGAAACUCUUCCUGAUGAGAUAAUUGAGAAACUGGCGAAGUCAAGAAAAGCAAAUGCAGGUGGAUUCAACCUUCGUCAGAUAAUCUUGAGCACGUUUGAUCAAGCAAUUCAUAGGACAGGGAAGGCAGACACAAAGGCACUCUUUGCCCAAACUUACAGGGAGAUAAUGGGAAUUGAACCAAUACCCAACACUAACAUGCCAGCUAACUUUGGACAUUUGGCUGGUGGCUAUGAUGCUCAGUACUAUGGAUAUUUAUGGAGUGAAGUCUUCUCCAUGGAUAUGUAUGAAAGCAGAUUCAAAAAGGAAGGAAUAUUGAACCCAGUUAUCGGGUCAGACUAUCGCAAGCUUAUUCUUCAGCCUGGCGGAUCAAAGGACGCUGCUAUUCUCCUGAGGGACUUCUUGGGUCGAGAUCCUAGUCUGGAACCAUUCCUCCGCAGCAAAGGACUUCAAGCGUAAACCUAAGAAGAAAAAUGUAAAAAGUUUAGUGUAAUGACAUGUGGUUUGUUGUAAAAAAAUUCAUGAGAAAUAUGGACGAGUGGAAACUAAUUAAAUUGUGGGUAAUGGGAGAAGAAGAAAAGCUCAAUAAGCCUGCUCAAUAACAACGUCCAUGAUAUUGCUGUGCAUAAAACCAAAGGUACAAAAUUUUCUUACUAGAACUAUUUGAGAAGUUUGUCAUCUUCAAUUUAUGCAAAAGUGAUGAGAAUUUAUAAAUAUAUUUUAAAAAAUUUCGGUUCUGAAUUGAGCAAAAAUAUACCUGUAAGUUUUUUAACUCUUCAUGUGCAGUAAAAUGGGAGUAAGGAUUUGCCACUAAAGAGAGAAGGAGCUAUUUUAAGUUUGGUUGAAUAUUUUUAUUGUUGACAAUACUAACAAUGGAUUUUUUACUGAAGGGUAAAAUGUACAGGUUGUUAAAUGUAUAUUUUAUGUUUAUUUUUACCAUUCUGUAUAAGUAAAUUGAUUAUUAAAUUUUUAUGUUUUGUU